GACAGCGAGCCACGGGGGCUGCAUUCUUGAAGGGCUGCUCGCAUGCUCGCCGCGUGGCGCCCUCCAACGAAAGAGGCUGUCGGCGUUCCGCGUGGCGCCUCCCUUCAGCGAGCCCCGUCUCCGCGUCUGCAGCGACGGCCACUCCGCCUGUGGCGGGAGCGACUCUCGCCACCAUGGCGCCAUGUCACCCGUCUCUCGUCCUCGCCUCACCCGCCUGCCCGCCUCCCCCCGGCGUCAUUGCCGUGCCCUCAACGUCAACGUCAACGUCAACGCCAGCGUCACCGUGCGCCUCUCCUCCGUCCGUGCCCCGCUUCUCCGGUCCGCGUCUCCGCCUGCUCUGAAGCGGGAUGGGAAAAGCGGCGCUUCUCGCGUUUUUUACUGUCGCUGAUCCGCUCCUGCCUUCCGUUCUCCCCUCGCCUUCCACUCGUUCCUCGCUUUCCCACUUAUUUCUUCUUCGCAGCUCCGCUAGAAAGCUCCUCGUUUCCCGCACAGCGCGCCGGCAACAGCCUCAACAGCCGCUGCCCGUCCGCCAUCGCCGUGCCGGCCCUCGUCGCUGUUCGCGCCGCAACUAGCGCGCGCGACUUGUCGCCGACACCCGCUUGCGCCGCUUGCGGCUUUCCCAGCUAACUAGAUAGUUGCGCCGCGCUCUGCCGGCUCGCGAUCUGCCCGCCCGCUUGCGGCUUUUCUAGCGCAAUUGUUAUUUGCGCCGGCGCGGAUCCCAAACCUAUCGCGCCGUCGCAUCGCGGGCGGGCGGGCGAGAUGGCCGCGCGGGGCUCGGGGAAGGCGGGGGGGGAAGGGGGGAAGGAGCGCGGGAGGGGCGCGGAGGAGGGGGAGGGCGGCGAGGGGGAGUGGUGGAAGGAGCCGCUGUGGCAGGGCGCUAUGAUCGCGGGCGGCGCCGUCGUGGCGGCGGGGCUGGGCGUGAAGUACCUGAUGGGGCGGGGGGAGGAGGGGAAGGCGGCGCACACGGGGAAGGGCAAGGCGCAUGUGCGGCGGCACGUGCAGGCGUUGGUGGUGGAUCCGGACAUGACGGUCAGAGUGCACAAGGGCGACACGCUCUGGGGCUUGGCGCACAAAUACCAGGUGCCCAUGGACGCGCUGCGCAGCGCCAACCCCGAUGUGGUGGUGGCGGGCGACCAGGUGGUGGCGGGGUCGCGGCUGUUCAUCCCCAACGUCAUCAGCGACGAGGAGUUUGACAUGCGCUCCGAUGGGGACUAGCUGGGUGGUGAAUUCGCACUGGCAGGGGGUUGGUGGGGUGCGGGUGGGGGACUAGUGGGGGGUGCAUGACGAUAGAGGCGUGUCAGAGCUUCAGCGACCGGGAUGUGAUGAGUGAUGGAGAGGUGAUGUGCCUGUGCAGAGGGAGAAGUCCACCUGGCUACCACCAAUACAAGGGGCUGGAGUGGAGCCGCAGCGCUGCAUGAACACGACCCCGUGUGCCACUGCACCUCUCCCCGCAGCAAUGCUGCCUCUGUCGAGAAGAAAACUGAACAAGUGUUGAAUAGAGAGAGAGAACAAGGGUAUAUACCGUAUUCCCCCGUAUAAAGCACCCUAGGGUGGUAACCAAAAUGCCUCUAAAUUUUGAGGAGGGUGUAAUUAGAGGCUAAUUUUGUAUAACGCCUGGGUGUUGUGGAACAUGCGUAUGUGAUAUUGUUUUUCCUAAACAAAGUGCACUGUCGUAC
Messenger RNA from Closterium sp. NIES-67, 1676 nucleotides. The record is from the annotation of a GenBank genome assembly. Lineage: Eukaryota; Viridiplantae; Streptophyta; Zygnematophyceae; Desmidiales; Closteriaceae.